AUGAAAGAGUGGUUGUCAGGCAUUGGGAAACCUACUUAUGCCUUGGCUCCUCUAUCUCUUCCCCAACAAAAGGGUCAACAAGGUGGCGACACGGAUAUAUUGCUCUUUCUAGAUGCUAUAAAAGAACGAUUUGGGACCAAAUCGCUUAUAUACAUAUCAUUUGGCACGUUUUUCUGGCCACCUGAACAGGAAAAGUUGACUGCCCUCAUCGAAACACUUCUUGCGAACCAGACACCUUUUAUUUUUUCUCAUUCAUCUCCUUUGGCUACAAAUCUUUCCGAUGAAUUCCUCGCAUCAAUCAAAAACAGCGGAAUUGCGAUGGAAAUGGUUUGGAGUCCACAAGAGACUAUUCUACAACACGAAGUGACAGGGUGGUUUAUCACUCACGGAGGUUGGAAUAGUAUCCAAGAGUCGUUUGAGCACAAAGUCCCAUUAAUUUUCUGGCCUAUGGGCGCUGAUCAGCCGGUCAACGCCGCUGUUCUUAGUCUGAGCCAUAAAGCAGCCUUCGAGUUGAUCGAAGUGCGUUCUGGCGAAAACGGUACAAAACCGUUAUUGCGUUUCGAGGGCACUGCCUAUCAACCUACUUUUACUGUCGAGGCAGUCAAGGCGGAGGUGGAGGGGUUGCUCGAAAAACUUAAGGGUGAAGAAGGACGGAUAGUAAGAUCGAAUUUCGAAAGAUUAGGAGAGGAAAUGUGGAGAAGCUGGGAUGAAGGAAUGCAGAGUCGAAUAGAGCUGAAUGAACUUUUGGAGAAAUUCGUGGAUUCUGUGUAA
Messenger RNA from Lentinula edodes (shiitake mushroom), 771 nucleotides. RefSeq lists its product as uncharacterized. Gene Ontology annotation, molecular function: UDP-glycosyltransferase activity. The transcript is spliced from 3 exons. Lineage: Eukaryota; Fungi; Basidiomycota; Agaricomycetes; Agaricales; Omphalotaceae. The record is from RefSeq and is a predicted model, not a curated record. The coding region runs from base 1 to 771 and encodes 256 amino acids.